AAAUCUGGGACGCUCAUGCGCGUCGCUUGCCGAUGUCGUUUCACGGUUAGUAAGGGAGCCCUGCGUAAAGAUGUCGAAUGGUUUAUCUCAUUUCAAGAUGGAUAUGCACGCUUAAAAUCUGAAACUCCCCUCCUACUCUGAGAGGAGAAUGGCACAAGCACUCUCUCCACCGCAUCUAUCCCAGAGAAUGGAGGAUCUGCAUCCUGAUGAUUCCGACCAGGACUCUGGUGUGGGUGAUGAUGCUGGUGAAGAUGCUACCAGUUGCCAUGGAGCUGCAGAAGGGGAGACCAACAAAGAACAACAUGGCGUGGAUUAUACUGAUGAGAACACACAAGAAACCGAAGACUUCACGGUCUUCGUUGCCUUCCAGGGCAACAUGGAUGAUGAGGACUUCAGACAUAAACUUGACACUGUCCUUCGUGGCAUACCGACUGUGCUUGAUAUGGAUUCAAAGAAAAUUGAGCCUCAGCAUGUCGAGCCGUGGAACAGUGUUCGGGUUACCUUCAACAUUCCUCGAGAUGCUGCUGAGCGUCUCAGAUUGUUAGCCCAGAACAACCAGCAGCAACUACGAGACCUGGGGAUUCUCUCAGUGCAGAUUGAAGGGGAGGGGGCCAUUAACGUGGCGAUGGGACCAAAUAGAGGACAAGAAGUCAGAGUGAAUGGACCAAUUGGAGCCCCUGGUCAAAUGAGAAUGGAUAUGGGCUUCCAGGGUCAGCCUGGUCAAGGAGGUGUGAGAAUGGCAAAUCCGUCAAUGGUUCCCCCAGGGCCUGGAAUGGCAGGUCAGGCCAUGGUACCAGGUAGCAGUGGUCAGAUGCACCCUCGUAUUCAACGGCCACCUACACAGACAGACAUGAUGGAGUCAAUGAUGCCAGGAAUGUCCGUUCAGCAGCAACAGCAGCUUCAGCACCAACAGGCAGAUCCCCAUGGCUCUGGGCCCAUGCCUCCCCAGGCUGCGCAUCACAUGCAGGCUCUUCAGGCUGGUAGACCGCUGAACCCAGCUGCAAUGCAGCAGCUUCAGCAACAACAUCACCAACAGCAGCAAGCACAGCUGGCUCAGCUUGGACCAAGACCACAAUUCAAUGCCUCUGGACAAAUGGUUGUGCCACCAGGCUGGAAUCAGCUGCCUUCUGGGGUCCUUCAACCACCGAAUGCCCAAGGAAACCCCGCCUGGAGAAAGCCUCCACCCCAAGCCCAGAUGGUUCAACGUCCUUCCCUUGCUACUGUACAGACCCCCAGUCACCCUCCACCCCCGUACCCCUUUGGUAGCCAGCAGGCAGGUCAGGUAUUCAAUGCGAUGGGACAGGGUCAAAUACAGCAGCAGCAGACAUCCAUGGCUCAGUUUGCGACACCUCAGCCUAAAGGACCCCAAGCUGGUGGCAUGGGAGGAGCACCUCGACCUCCUCCCCCCCUCCCAUCAGCUUCUGGUCCACAAGGCAACCUUACAGCCAAGUCUCCGGGUUCGUCCUCAUCUCCUUUUCAGCAAGGUUCACCUGGGACUCCACCUAUGAUGGUUCAAAGACCAACAACUCCACAGGGAUUUCCCCAAGGUGUGUGCUCCCCAGGGAGGGCAGCCCUGGGACAACAGGGCAACCUGCAACAAGGAUUCAUUGGAAUGCCUCAGCAUGGCCAACCUGGUCAACAAAUUCAUCCAGGAAUGCCAAAACGGCCCAUGGGCUUUCCAGCUCCAAACUUUGUCCAGGGUCAAGUAAAUGCCAACGCAGCGGCGAAUCCAAUGGGAGGAAACAAUCAGCAGUUACUAAGCAAUCAAACUGUAACUCAUGCAGGAGCUCAACCAUCAGCAUCAACCCCAAACCCAAUGCAGGGUCCUCCACCCCAUGGCCAAUCAAAUGUUAUGGUUGUACAAGGUGGCAUGGCAAAUCAGACGCCGGGUACAAACACUGGGCCUACAAUGGGCCCGCAACAAGCUAGCCUUCAGACCCAGAUGAUGGGCCUCCAGCAUCAGACCCAACCCGUGUCCUCCUCCCCCAGCCAGAUGGUUCAAGGCCAGGGUGCUGGUCAGACUGUCCUCUCAAGGCCCCACAGUCAAGGGCAGAGGGGAGGGAUGACCCCACCCAAGCAGAUGAUGCCUCAGCAAGGCCAGGGGGUGAUGCAUGGGCAGGGUCAGAUGGUUGGAGGCCAGGGCCAUCAGACUAUGCUCAUGCAGCAGCAGCAACAGAAUACGAUGAUGGAACAAAUGGUUGCUAGCCAAAUGUCGGGUAACAAGCAGGCUUUUGGCGGCAAAAUUCCCCCUGGAGUUAUGCCUGGACAGAUUUUGCGAGGCCCUAGUGCAAAUAUUCCGGGCAACAUGGCCCAAUUUCAGGGCCCAGCAGGUCCACAGCAGAUGACUCCCCAACAACAGCAACAAAUGGCUCAACUACAACAACAGCAGUUGCAGCAGCAGCAGCAGCAGCAGCAGCAACAUCAGUUACAGCAGCAACUUCAGCAGCAGCAGCAGCAACAACAUCAACAGCAGAUAUCACAGCAGCAGUCCCAACAAAUUCCCGGUGCUGGUAAUGCCAACCCCUUGAUGGGCAUGCACGGUCAACAAAUGAGGCUCCCUGCUGGCCUGCCCCUAAUUCAACAGCAGUUGCAACAACAACAGUUACAGCAGCAGAAGCAACAACAGCAACAUGCCCUAUUACAACAACAGCAGCAGCAACAACAACAACAACAACAACAACAGCAGCAGCAGCAGCAACAACAGCAGCAGCAGCAGCAGCAGCAACAGCAACAACAAGCAUCCCAACAACAUCAACACCCAAUGGCGGAUCCUAAUAGUGGUACAGGGGACCUGGGCAUGUCCCAGAUGGUGCCCGAUAUGCAGGCCCAGCAACAAGGGAUGAUGGGUGGACCUCAGCACAUGCAGCUUGGAAAUGGCCAUUUUGCAGGUCAUGGCAUGAAUUUCAACCCACAGUUCCCUGGUCAGAUGCAGAUGGGUGGGCCAUGUGGACAGCCUGGUGCGUUUUCGGUCAACAAAGAUGUGACUCUGACAAGUCCCUUGCUUGUCAAUCUCCUGCAAAGUGAUAUAUCGGCCAGCCAGUUUGGUCCUGGUGGAAAACAAGGCGCUGGUGCCGGAAGUCAGGCCAAACCCAAAAAGAAGAAACCUCCUCGAAAGAAGAAGCCUAAAGAUGGAGAGGGACUUCAGCAGGACGGUGGUGUGGAUGGAACUGGUGCUCUUGAUGAUUCUGAUCUGCCAAACGUUGCCGGUGAACAGAAUAUGAGCUUGGACAAUUCUGGCCAAAAGAUCCCAGACUUCCCAAACAGGCCAUCAGGCUUUCCUGGUGACCAGAGGGUGCUGCAGCAAGUCCCCAUGCAGUUUAUGCAGCAACAACAUCCACAACAACAAAUUCAGCAUUUGCAGCAGCACAUGCAGCAGCAACAUAUACAACAGCAGCAGAUGCAGCAACAGCAACUGCAGCAGCAACAAUUGCAACAGCAGCAGAUUCAACAAUUACAGUUGCAAGGAAUCCAGACCACUCAAGGGCAACAAGGAAUACAAGGGCCACAAACUGCAGCCCAAGGUCAGACCCAGAUCCAUUCUCUUCAGCUUCAACAACAGCUACAGCAACAACAUCUGCAACAGCAAACUCAGCAACAGACUCAACAACCACAUUUGCAACAGCAGCAGAAUCAACUUUCCCACUUGCAACAGCAAGCUCAACAGACGCACCUGCAGCAGCAGCAGCAGCAACAACAACAACAACAACAACAACAGCAGCAGCAAGCGCAACAGCCCCAUUUACAACAGCAACAUCUGCAGCAACAGCAGCCACAAGCUCAGCAAGUACAUUUGCAACAACAGCAGGCUCAACAGAUGCAUCUGCAGCAGCAGCAAGCUCAGCAGACACAUCUGCAACAGCAGCAAGCUCAACAACAGCAACCACAUCUCCAACAACAGCAGCAAACACAGCAACCACAGCUCCAACAACAACAGCAGCAACCACAUCUCCAACAACAACAACAACAGCAGCAGCAGACACAUCUCCAACAGCAGCAGCAAACACAGCAACCACAUUUGCAACCCCAGCAACAAACACAUCUGCAACAACAGCAAGGGCAACAACCGCAUCUGCAGCAACCACAGCAGCAAGGUCAACAACCACAUCUACAACAGCAGCAGCAAGCUCAGCAACCACAUCUGCAACAGCAACAGCAACAGCAAGCUCAGCAACCACAUCUGCAACAGCAGCCGCAAGCUCAGCAACCGCAUCUGCAACAGCAGCCGCAAACUCAACAGCAGCACCUGCAACAGCAGCAGCAAGUGCAACAACCACAUCUGCAACAGCAGCAGACUCAACAACCACAUCUGCAACAACAACAACAACAGCAGGUUCAACAACCCCAUCUACAUCAACAACAGCAAGCUCAACAACCACAUCUGCAACAACAGCAAACACAGCAACCACAUCUGCAACAACAACAACAACAGCAGCAGCAAACCCAGCAACCGCAUCUGCAACAACAGCAGCAGCAAGUUCAUCUGCAGCAGCAGCAGCAAGCGCAACAGCCACAGCUACAUCAGCAACAGGUUCAGCAGCCCAAUCUUCAACAGCAGCAGCAAAUGAUGAUGAUGUUAAAGAUGCAGCAGGAGCAGAAGAAUCGCAUGUCUAUGCCACCUGGUGGGCAACUACCCCCUCGUAGUAUUGCUGCUCCAUCUGACUUGCAGAGGCUUCCUGUGUCCCAGCAAGGAAACAUGCCUGUAAUGAUUAACCUUCAGGGACAUGGAGGGGUUCCUCCAUCACCUGACAAAGCCAGAAUGCCCUUAAUGGUAAACCCACAGCUUGCUGGAACCGUGAGAAGACUGUCCAUCCCUGAUGGUGGACAAGGAGCCCAAGCGACUGGAUCAGAAGAGUCUCAAGCUGUGGUCCGUCCUGGCGGACAAGAAAUUGGAAUGCAGCCUGGAAAUGGAAAUCAACAGAUGAUGGCGAGUCAGGUUCCUGCCGGUCACGUAAUGAAGCAACAAGGUCCUGGCCCGACAGCUCUCCCUCAACACGCAGGCGCCAGUCCACAGCAGAUGCCGUCUCAGCCACAGUCGGGUGGCCCAAUGUCGGGCAUUCAUUUCCCAAAUGUGUCCACGACCUCGCAAAGUUCCAGACCAAAAACGCCAAACCGAGCUAGCCCCAGGCCAUACCAUCAUCCGCUCACCCCCACCAAUCGACCACCAAGUACAGAGCCGUCUGAAAUCAACUUGUCUCCCGAAAGGCUGAAUGCUUCCAUUGCCGGAUUAUUUCCUCCCAAAAUCAACAUCCCUUUGCCUCCACGGCAACCAAAUCUGAAUCGGGGAUUUGACCAACAAGGUUUAAAUCCAACGACUCUAAAAGCCAUUGGACAGGCCCCGCCUACACUCGGCUUAGCAGGCAACAACAGCGCCAGUGGAAAUAACACUAAUAAUGGUCAACAGUCUUUUUCUGCUGGUGCUGGAGUCGGCGCCGGUAAUAAACAGGACAAGCAGUCUGCCGGGCAGGGGAAGAGGGCAAGUCCCAGCAAUAGUCGCAGAUCCAGCCCAGCUUCGAGCCGAAAGUCCGCGACACCAAGUCCAGGAAGACAGAAAGGGGCAAAGAUGGCUAACACUUGUCCUCCCCAUCAGCAGCAUUUGGUCAACCCCCAGGGACAAACCAUGAUGCUAAACCCGACGUCAGUACCUCAGAGUCCGGUAUCUAUGCCUUCACAACUGAGUGGCAGCAUGGAGGGUCAACAGACCCAGACCUCUUUCCAUGGCUUACACACUAACCCUGCUGAAGGGCCAAGAGAAAAUCAAGGAAUGUCUGUGGAGCAACGACAGAUGCCUCAACCCCAGCAACAGCCUCAUCCUUUACGGGAGCUAACAGCACCUAGAAUGGCAAGUCCUCGUGUCCCUACUCCUCGGCAACAAAAGCCUGACGUCGAACUGCAAGUUGUGCCACUGGAGAGACAGCCGACGAGCAAUAUCCCUCAGCAAGAAUCCGAGGUCUCCCCUGCUCUGAGGGCCGCGCCAACAUCUCUGAACCAGUUACUCGACAACUCAAGACCUGUUCAGGGCCGGGAUGCAACCAGUAAGGACGCCCCAAUACCACCCCCUGAUGCAGAGAGGCCACUUCAAACUACUCCUCAAAAUGCAGAAAUGUCAGCUUCUGUAGUUACUACUGCCAUUGUUGAUCAAUCAGAAACUAAAUCCAAGCUUGCUGCACCAGUCCCUACCAGCAGUCCAAACAGUCAGCAGGUUGAAGUUUCCAACACAACCCUUGCACAUUCUACCACUAGCUCCAACCAAAACCCCAGUUCUGCUAUGAAUGUAAAUGUCACCACUGUUUGUCCAACCCCGAGCACUAACACUAAUAUUGGCCACAGUGUCACAGGGAACCAGGUUUUAUCCGGUCAGAGUAGCUCUGCCACUGCAUUGGGCACUAGUUCACCCUCUAGCGUCACCCAAGCGUCUUCGGUUCUAAAACCAAGUCAGAGUCCCAAGUCUUUAACAGGUGUCCACUCAGUCAUCCAAAUUCCCGCUUCCUCAAGCACCAUUUCACCCAACCAGUUCACAGUGUUUGUCACCUCGAAUCCCAUCACCUCAACUCCCUCUCCAUCCAUGGUGUCAAAUGUGGUAGGUGUCCCAAACAAAACCAUCCGUCCACAGGAUAUUCGGCAGAAUACUCCUGCUCCUCGGCAGCAGCAGUUCAUCACCACCACUCCUGUGUUCAUCAACCCAAUUUUUCAAGUCCCCGCUGCGUCUGUGGCUCCAAACACAGCAGUCGUUUCGCAGUCUGUGACGGUGGUGGGUUCAAUACAGGUGUCUAAUUCAAGCCUUUCCACUGCUCCAAGCGCCACCAACUCCAGAGUGGUAAACGCCACCGGUGCCCAAAUCAUCAGAAGCAGCACUGGACAGUUUCCAGCCAUCACAAGUGUGUCCGCAUCAGGACCAGUUUUCUCACUCACCCAGCAGGUGAAUCCUGGGCCACUGAAAACUGAGAACACUGGCGAAGUAGCGCCUGUUCAGAAGUCAAGUCCCCCUGUCCAGCAACCUUCUCCGCAUCCCAGUCCCUCUGCAUCAUCUCCGUUUCCACCCCCGCUCGCUUCGACACCGCCCUGUUCUAGCCCUGGUGUCACAAACUCCAUCCGAAAGGGCCCCAUGUCUCCAUCUGCUGCAAGUCAGUCGAAAAACAAACCUGUCCAGGUUGUUGCUGCUGUACCUGAGCCCGUGCAGAGUACAGUGGAAAGGCCAGCACAGCCUCCCAUUGGCGCUCUCCAUGGGCAGAUCUUAAAUCCGCAGGCUAAUACUAUGAAUAGGAUUGAAGCAGUUGCAACUCAUACCACUCCACAUACUGCUGCUUUGCCUCCAACCACCUCACACAUUUCACCUGCUGGCCAAGUUGCUGCUUUACCUCAGAUUGGUCCCCUAUCUCAGUCACCCUUACCCCCUGUGGCCUCAAGCCCGAGCCAGGUGGUUAUCCCACCGACUCCCGUUGUUGCUGUAGUUGGGAAUACACCUGCUGUCUCCUCUGCUGCUGUUGUCUCUCCUGUUGCCCCUGUGCCAAGCCAAGCAGCACCCAAGAAUUCUGCUCCUGCGCAUGGGCCUGUUCAUGAGGCUCCCCCAACUCAAACAUCCCCAGUCUCCAACAGUAGUGGAGCAUCGCAACCCCAGCCGACCCCACCAACUAUGGAUGCACCAAGUGAACCAGCUCUAGCUGUUGCUGACGCCAGUCAGACCGCAGAACCUACACAACCAGAACCUGUACCGAUGCAAGAGCCUGCUGCUGCUGAGAAGACCGUUGAGGAGGGCGUAGCAUUGCCAGAGCAAGGAUGGGCAAAGAAAAGAAAGGCGCCCAUCAACUUAGUCCCAAGAGCCACGGUGGAAAAGCCGAAGGGGCCAAGCAGGCGCAGUUCCCGGGCAGAGAAGGAGGUGGAGGAGGAGGCUGUGGCGGAGAGUGGCGUCAGGAAGAGACCAGUACGGCCUGGGACAAGUGCUGCUAACAAAGAAACCGGAGCCAGCCCCACACAGGCCAAAAGAAAAAAGUCAAAAUAAUUUAUGUAUUCUAUUAGCUAUGACAACCUGUGAACUGUACUGUAAAUGUUUUAGUUUACCCGUGUCAAUCACUCGGGUUUUUUAUUCCCAAGAUUAGAAUAUUCGGUGAAACCAUCUGUACAGAUUGUUUUUAAAAUAAUAAGUAUGCUAUUGUGUUGUGUGUGAAUGUGCUUUUUAUAAAAUGCUGAUCUUGUACUGGAGCUCGUUAUGAUAAUGUUGUAAAACUGAAUUAAAUUUUUUACCGCGUUGCUCUGUGA
Molecule: messenger RNA, 8253 nt
Organism: Synchiropus splendidus (mandarinfish)
Lineage: Eukaryota; Metazoa; Chordata; Actinopteri; Syngnathiformes; Callionymidae
Gene: ncoa6
Product: nuclear receptor coactivator 6
Exons: 17
Coding region: 149-7996 (2615 amino acids)
Biological process (GO): positive regulation of transcription by RNA polymerase II
Cellular component (GO): transcription regulator complex; histone methyltransferase complex; nucleus
Source: RefSeq, a predicted model, not a curated record